Messenger RNA from Dentiscutata heterogama, 156 nucleotides. NCBI's taxonomy places the organism in Eukaryota, Fungi, Glomeromycota, Glomeromycetes, Diversisporales, Gigasporaceae. The record is from the annotation of a GenBank genome assembly.
GAAAGUCGACCUGAUUAUAAAGACUGGCAAAAGGAACAUCAAUCAGCUGGUGAGCCUUCAAUUAACCUAUGCAACACGAUGUUUUCCAGGAGGGUUAUUAUUUCUUUUUCAUCAUCUAUAAUUUGUAUAUUAUUUCAUGGUGUCGUUCUUCCAUAG